UUUGCGUUAGGUGCAGAGAGCCGGAGAAACAGGAGGAAAAAAAUCGUAUUGCUAUUGUGUACCCCGCCAUCCUGCGAACGAAGGGAGCAUAUAUAGGUCAUAUGUUCACUACCAUUACGACAACAUAUUCGUCGAUAGCUGUAAUUUGAAUUCACAAUGGUACUUUUUAAGAGGUGAUAAACACCAAGUCAGCAAAGAUGAGUAGAAAAGAAGACGAUAUAAUGGAGGUGGACACCAAAGAAGAAGAGGAGAAAGAAAAGCAGAAAGACGAGAGUGAGGAUGACGAAGAGGACGACGAUGAGGAGGAGGGUAGUCCCAAGCGGCGGUCAUCAAUGACGUUAGCGGAAAGGAGACUGAGUCGUCUCAGCUCUGGAAUGGAGAUGAGAGGUAUGAUGACAGAGUCCUACCCCUGUAAAGAGUGCAAGGCGUCUUUCUCUCGUAAGAGCAAGCUGGAUUAUCACAUAGCCACCACUCAUCCAAAGGAAGUACCCGUUCCUAUCGAGGAAAAAAGUCCCAAUAAGAGGGGCCCUAAACCCAAAACACCCAAGAAGAACAAAAAAGCAGAGAAGCCGCCUAAAGUCGCAACCCCAGAAGUCAAAGAGAAGAAAGCAGAGUCUAGUCACCAGGCAGAAGUUCAUAGAGCGUUACAGAAACAAUUGCUUGUACACCAACAACAACAAAAUCAGCUGCUGCAUCAGCAACAUCAGCAACAGCUGCAAGAGCUACAAAAAGAGCAUCAACAGCAGCAUCAACAGGAGCAGCAGCAACAGCAGUCACCGGCUAUUGUUUUCCAGAACAAACAACAAUCAAAAUUGCCAAGGUGACAAACAUCAGUAAUGAAAAGGUCAAGUACAAUUGGGGCUACUAUUGCACGGCAUGUGAUAUGUACUUUGCGAACAUGUUCGCUCAGCAGUUCCAUUGUCUUCACGGCCAGGCAAAGUUCCGUUGCGAGGCUUGCUGCAUCUGCUUCAAGCUACGAAAGAACUUCAUGAGCCACGUCCAAAUGGUACACGGUGUUGACAUUCCGGAGGAGGUUUUAGCGAGGAUGAGGCCCCGCUCGGAGAUACGUGCGAAGCAGGAAGCAGAUGCCGAAAAGAACGG
Molecule: messenger RNA, 1101 nt
Organism: Strongylocentrotus purpuratus (purple sea urchin)
Lineage: Eukaryota; Metazoa; Echinodermata; Echinoidea; Camarodonta; Strongylocentrotidae
Exons: 2
Coding region: 198-824 (208 amino acids)
Source: RefSeq, a predicted model, not a curated record